AUGCCGCUCUCGAUGCGCAAGGUGUUGUUGGACAUAAACUGGGAUGACACUGCCUUUGACAAUUCUGACUUUAGUACUGGAUCCUCUCCAUUAAUGCCGAAUGAAAUGGAUGUCGAAUUUGAAGUUUGCACUCAUUCUGUUCCGACAAAUGAAUACGGGGAUUUUAACAAUAAAUACUUGUUCGUCGAUCCCCAGCCUGCCCAAACACUCUUCUUAUUCUAUCUACAACAACUGUUUGCAGAGUACUUACAUAUAUGUAUGCCGAUGGAAACCAUUGCACCACACACUUCAUUGUCAUCACACCAACCAACAGUUUCAAGCUCGACAAGUCUAUCACCGCGUACUCAGAAUUUAGUGCUAUCAUCGCCGCCAAAACAGAAGAAUAAUCAGUUAGCUUCGAGUGAUCCCAUACCUUCAAUUCCAGCUAAACGCAAAUCAGGUGACAAAGGAACUCAUCCAGUCCCAAGCCAGAAGCUAUAUCUCCAACGAUAUUUAUCCAUUGACGGUGAUAACCGUUAUGGUAACUCAUAUAAGAGAGAUCGUCGUUCUUCUGCAGCUGACGAUAAACCCACUCCUUCAAGUUCAGCUUCAUCUUCCCAUGAAGUAGAACCGAAACGAGAGCCGCAUGAUUCCUCCAAUUUUGAUACCACAAUAGAUAUGAAAGUAGACGGAAAAUUGAUAUCGGCGAAAUCUUCACAGAAACUAUACAAAGAGUUGUUAACAGAAGAAGAGAAGUGCGCAAACCAUAUUGCAUCAGAACAAAAGCGUUGCAAUACAAUUCGUGCCGGUUUCAAAACUUACGGAUAUUAUACCCACGCUGAAGAACGUCAACAAUUCUGA
Molecule: messenger RNA, 840 nt
Organism: Paraglomus brasilianum
Lineage: Eukaryota; Fungi; Glomeromycota; Glomeromycetes; Paraglomerales; Paraglomeraceae
Source: the annotation of a GenBank genome assembly